CUCUUCGCGAUCUUCUAUUCUCCAGGCGAAGGUCCAGUGCCGUUGACGUACUCCACAGAGGCAUUCCCUCUCUGUAUCCGUGAUAUCAGCAUGUCCUUUGCUACUGCGACCACUUGGUUCUGGAACUUCAUUCUGUCAAUCACUUGGCCUUCGCUCGUCUUGGCCUUCAAACAACAAGGUGCCUUUGGCUGGUACGCAGCAUGGUGCUGUAUUCUCUGGGUGCUCAUCUUGUGA
Molecule: messenger RNA, 234 nt
Organism: Suillus plorans
Lineage: Eukaryota; Fungi; Basidiomycota; Agaricomycetes; Boletales; Suillaceae
Exons: 1
Biological process (GO): transmembrane transport
Cellular component (GO): membrane
Molecular function (GO): myo-inositol:proton symporter activity
Source: RefSeq, a predicted model, not a curated record